UGAAGAUUGAUCAUAUGAAAAUCCCCCAACUUCUGAAAUGGCGCUGGUUACGGUUCUAGGUUACCACACCUGGUUUCCUUGUCUUAUUUGCUCACCACUGAUUUUGCUCCAAAUAAUGUCAUCUCUCAGCAUAUAAUACAAAUGCCACUGUUCGAUAAUAUCAGGAAAUGUGUUAGUCGCAGACAUGGUUUGUCUCGUCGUGUGACUAGGGUGUUAUUCAAUGUAAAGAUUAGUGAAUCAUUUAAAUCACAAAAUGUCCCGUCUCAGAUUCGGGAUUUAUUGGUUUACAUUGCUCGCGAGGGAGUAGCUGUGACAGAUUUGUUCAGAAGACCUGGUAAUCCACAGGAUAUGAAGAAGAUUAUCGCCGAUCUUGAAGCUGGGAGAUUAAUUAAAUGGACAGAUUACAACUUCUAUACCCUUGCGAAUAUCGCCAAACGAUAUUUGUUACAUAUUGAAGGUGGGAUUUUGGGUCCUGAAGCUGAAGAGAAGCUACUUUCUACUCUUGACAUUCCCGACGAUCAAGCUCGUAUCGAAGCAAUGCACAGUGUGAUCGUUUCCCAACCGAAGCCUGUCCAACAGUUACUUGCUCUACUCUUCGGUAUCUGGUUUCGAAUGAUCUAUCAUACCGAAGUCAAUGCUAUGUCUGUGGAAGCUGUUGCUAAAUCUGUCGCUGGGUCUGUUUUCCCUAGCUGCACAACUACUCCAAGAAAAGUUGAACGAGCAUCCAAAGUUAUGGAGUACCUCAUAACGGGUUUUGCUUCUGCUGAUCUAUUCAGCCGUGAGCUUAUCGAAUAUUUCACGCUAGAAACAAAAACUAGCAUUUCGAGAGUAGAGAAGUUCAAGUACGAAUUCCGAUUUCCCAAAGACGUACCAAGAGAAAAAUCUGUGCGUCUUUUCGUUCGAAUGCUGUUGGAAGAAGGCAGAAAGCAUGGAUUUCACCUCAUUAAAGAUGCCGUAACCAAGGAGGUUUUCGAAAAAGCAGCUUGUAAUAACACAUCCACUCCGAACAGUAUAGAAAACUUGGGACCUAAUCAGGUCACUUCUGGGCCAGGUGAUAAUACGCUAGUUGAAAAUACUUCACCAAAUGUUUCGCACAUACAGAAUAUCAGUUCACAAAGUGAACGUUACAUAUCUGGAGAUGGGACUAUUUUAUAUACAGAGGCAAGCUCCACGCUGACACCUACUCUUUUAAGACGGGAAAAUCGGCCCUUUGAAAUAGAUACCGGAGGAUCCAACUUACUAAAUGCUCCCAUUCAACAAACAUCAGAAAAGCGUACAUGUGUUACUACAACACCUAUUGGAAAAACUGCACAUCAUACUCCACCAGUCAACUUAGAUCCAUUAAAAGCGCAUGACUUUUCAAAUCCUAUGACAACAGUAAACAACUCAGAUGAUCAGUCAAAGAAUUUCAAACUUCCCUCUGUUGUUCCAUCUACUCCAUCAGUUGGAAAUAAAGAAUAUAAUGCUAAAACAAAGAGUACAGCUUAUCGAACACCAUCUUCUCAGUCAGUUGGUUUUAAUUCUGUUAAACGACGUCAAUUGGAGCGUUUACAAAAGCGUUCUGAUUGGUUUCUUAGUCCCCCAGCUGGUUUACGCUCAUCCACUGGUUUAAUGCAUUUAAAUCCUAAUGCUCCUGGAACUGUACACGGUUUCACACAAACUGAAAAUAAAUUAAACACAUCUCAAACUAAUGUAAAUUAUCCUAUUGUAUCUGCUGAACCAAAUUCAUCAUCUGAUCUUGAUUCAUCUUCAUUGAUGGACAUUGAUCUAACUGAGGAGGUUAUAACACCAAACUAUGACAUUCAAAAUUUAAACCCACUAAAUAUUAAUGGAAAUGAUGUGGAUGUAAAUGUUAUUGGGCAAUUAGUAUUCACUGCUCCUGAACGAAUAUGGAAUUGUAGUAGUAUUAAUAACAUUAAUAAUGAUCCAUAUAAAUCAUCAUCAACUGUAACAGCUGGUUGUAAACGUCAUUCGCAUACACUUUCUACACCUGAACAUACCAUGUCAUCAAGUUCACCGAAUCGAUUGCCACCUCCCACGACAUCGACAGCAGCAACAAAUUGUCCUAACAAUUACCCCGUUAAACGUUCAUCGUUUCAACCAGCAAUAAUUGAAGAGAAGGAAAACUAUCCAGAGGUGGAAACACGAUAUUAUAUUGUUGAACGAUACUACGGUCCGGAACCUCGACCACCGCCAACAACUGUACUCAACAAUGUCUAAUUAUAUUCAUAACCAAGGACUACUUAAAGAAUAUUGUUGAUAUCAUGUGUAGAGGUGGGAGGUCUAAUUAUACUAUACCUAUGAUGUACAUUUCAGUUAUUUAAUUUAUUCUUUUUCCACAUUACAUGACCGUAUAUAUUGUUAUUCAUUCAUUCAUUCAUUCAUUCACACACUAACUAUUCGCAUGAUAAAACUAGUGAUUUUCUCGUAUGUUUUGUAAGCGACACCAACGGAAAAUUCCUUCUCUUAUUAUUAUUACUAUUAUUGUUAUUAUUAUUGUUAUUACUUCGUUUUUAUGUUGCUUUUUUUUACUGAUUUGAUCCAUAAACAUGAAAUUAUUGUUGUAUUAUUCACACAAUGUGCCUACUACUACAUACUUACAGGAAAUAGUCUAUAUCUAUUCGUUAUGACGAUAGUGAUCUGGUUGGGUUUUUUUGGAUUGCUUUUCUUAGCAGAAAAAGUCUAGUUAGAACCUUCAGAGAGUAAUGAAAUAACUCAGACAACAACAACAAGAAACAACAAUACCUUAUUCUCUAUUUGUAUAUAUAUACAUCUAUUAUCAUUGUUUGUUCGUCUACUUUCUUUUCUUUUCAAGUAUAGAAACCAUAUAGGUUUUUUUUAAAAAAAGGAAAAUUAAUGUGAAUUUUAUGUAACCGUGCAUUCUCUCUUAUGCCCUCCUCGUCAUGCUCUUUUACACCACUUGAAUAUUGCUUCUUCUUGUUGUCGUUGUUGUUGUAUUGUUUUUUUUCCUUCUCGUUGAGUGAAUUCAAUAACUCUGAACACAUCGCGUUAUUCGAUGCCUUCUUCAGAUCACUUUUUAUUUAUUUAUUCUCGUUGUUUUAUUCGUUUUUUUUAUUUUCUAGCGAGUUUUAUUUUUACUUAGUUUUAUCAAUUAAUAAUAAUUUUCAAUAAUCAGAUUAUACAUUUGCACAAAUUGCCUUUUUUUUCCUAUUUUUCGUUUUACAACAAAAUUCAAAUCUUUGCUAUAUCUUGUUGUUGGUGGUGGUAUCUUUUCCACGGUUUCUUGUUACUACUGCCUGUUGCUGUUAGGUAUUGGUUUUCGUUUCUUCACUCUGUACUUGCUUUCUGUUAUUCUUUCUUCCAGGUGUUGUUUACAGCCAGUUGUCAGUUUCGGGCCAAUAGAAUUGUUACACUGACAGUCCGGCCAGACUCACACAACCAUAAUCGCUUCCUUCUAACAAUGAUCUUUUAAAAUUACUCAGAGACAUUUUUUUUCUAAAAUGAAUCAAAAGUUGGUUUUACAUUUUACGUACAGUGUUAAAUUUUAAUCCGCUAUAAAUUCUUGGUAAAGAAUUGUCUCCAUGUCUUUAUCACUAUUAACAGUCAUGCUAUUUGCCUUGUUUAGUGUGUCAGUAUUAUUGAUUUACCGUCUCUGCAAGUGUAAACAAUCGACUGUUGUCGUUUUGUUAGAAAAUCUUCAUUCAACAAUCACUACCUUAUCUAAUAGUAUUUUUUAUUUUACAUGGUCGUUAAUUCUUUCUAUAAAGAAAUAUUUUUAUAUUUUCUCAGUAAUUCAACUUUAGAGAUCGGUUUUGUGGUAGAUCAUUCCCUCACUGCUCUUUUUACACCUGUCUAUCUGCGUAUUUAGUAUAUAUAAAUAUGAAUAUAACUAAUUUAUGUGAAGAAUUUGUAUGCAAAUAAUUUUCAUGAUAAAUGCUAUUCUCCAUAAUCUGUUCUUUUUUUUACACAUUCACUUAACUGUUUGCCUACCUGCCUAUUGUUGUCUGAUCAAUCUCUACUGUUUGUGUUUACGUUGGUUUGCGCGCUUGGAUUCUGUUUUGUUUCGUUGAUAAUAAAAAAGUUCAAAAAAAACAGUUCCUAUUUGAAAAAUAAACAUUCAUCCGA
Messenger RNA from Schistosoma turkestanicum, 4086 nucleotides. The record is from the annotation of a GenBank genome assembly. NCBI's taxonomy places the organism in Eukaryota, Metazoa, Platyhelminthes, Trematoda, Strigeidida, Schistosomatidae.